This is a messenger RNA of Fraxinus pennsylvanica, 480 nucleotides long. Lineage: Eukaryota; Viridiplantae; Streptophyta; Magnoliopsida; Lamiales; Oleaceae. The record is from the annotation of a GenBank genome assembly.
AUGUCUACCCCUAAACAUGAUACCACAGAAGAAAUUCCUCAACAACUCCAAGAGAGAAAACCUAAACUCAGACGGAAUGACUCCCUUGAAGUGGAAUCCGGCAAGCUUGAUGGCCGCUACAACCACCGCUCCAAGGGUGGAGAUUGGAGUAUGAUAUUGCAUCUUGCGUUUCAGAGCAUCGGAGUUGCGUUUGGAGACUUAGGGACAUCACCUUUGUACGUAUAUCCAAGCGCAUUCACAGAUGUAAUAAAACACAACGAUGAUAUAAUUGGAGUUCUUUCUUUGAUCUAUUAUACCCUCGCCAUAAUCCCUCUCAUCAAGUACGCCUCCAUCGAGUUACGUGCCAAUGAUAAUGGGGAUGUACAUUCCUUUUCACACCACCAUGUACAUGUUUGUACUGUAUACAGUGUAUGUAUUCUUUUUGAAGUUUAUGUAGAUAAUGAAGACUUUAAAUUUGGUCAGCCUCAAUUACUUGAUUAA